Molecule: messenger RNA, 1796 nt
Organism: Folsomia candida
Lineage: Eukaryota; Metazoa; Arthropoda; Collembola; Entomobryomorpha; Isotomidae
Product: thyroid hormone receptor beta-A
Exons: 6
Coding region: 181-1728 (515 amino acids)
Biological process (GO): positive regulation of transcription by RNA polymerase II; negative regulation of transcription by RNA polymerase II; cell differentiation
Molecular function (GO): zinc ion binding; RNA polymerase II cis-regulatory region sequence-specific DNA binding; nuclear receptor activity
Source: RefSeq, a predicted model, not a curated record
GGGGCACCACUGCAAUGUCAAAGAUGUGAAGUGGUUUAUUUCACUUGAGCAUAUGAUUGUUAAACAAAUUCGUAUUUAUUAUUCGUGAAUUUUGAAAUUUGUGGCAGCUUUUCUGUACACAAAAUACUAGUCGAUAUCAUAAAUACGCUACAUAUUUUAUAAUUAAUAAACGUAUGUACAAUGGAAGGAACAACCACGGAGAGAAAGAGGAAAUCGAGUCAUAAAUUGACACCGGAAAACAAGAAAGAAAAGUGUGUUUCCAAUGCCAAAAAGACGAAAAGGUUGAGCAAACAAGCCUCUGAAGAAGAAAAGAAUCCUUGCCAUGUUUGCGGAGAGAAAGCGAGAUCCUACAAUUUUGGUGGGAUGUCAUGCAACUGUUGCAAAUCUUUCUUUCGCCAUUUUGUUCUCAAGAAUUUGAAAGAUGCCAAAUCCGAGCAGGAUUUCAAGAAGAAUUGCAAAUUUAAAGGGGACUGUUUAAUCGAUCAGAAAACGAGAAAGAAAUGCAAAGCUUGCAGAUUUUUGAAAUGUUGCAAAAUUGGAAUGGAUUUUAAAUGGGUGCUAGCGGAUUACAAAAAGACGCAAGAUUUAAAGUUGCAAAAAUCAAAAACUGAUCAAGUCGAGAUUCAUCCAAUUAUUGAUAAGCCAAAUGAUGCAAAACUGAGUGGUGAAGAUGCUACAAGGAUCGAACAUAUUUCAAAAUUUUAUAAAUCUGCGUGUGAACAAAUUCCGUACAUGUUUCCUUCUCGCGAAAAAAAUGAAGUCGUAAGUCCCACAAAAUCAAAAAUUUUACUGAUCGGAUUCAUUUCUACGUCGAUUCGAAGAUUCGUAUAUUUUGCGAAGAUGAUUCCCGAAUUUGCAAAACUUUCUGUCCACGACCAAACGAAUUUAUUGAGACGGUCGGGAAUGCAUAUGAGCAUUCUGAGAGGUUCAAUCACAUUUGAUUUCGAGAAACGUACGAUAAGUUCAAAAGAUGGCGAAAAUUACCCGGACAUCCCUGUGGCUGAAUUGCAAGAUUUGUGUCCUCAAGACUUGUCAGAAAUGCAUACCAAACUCAACCGAAGGAUUCGAGAUAUUGCCCCCGACGAAACCAGCAUUAUGCUAAUGAUUCCGGUAGUUUUAUUCUCAGACUGUGGUGGAACAGAUAGUUGUACCGAGUUUGACGACCGAACAGCUAUAAAUGAAGCGCAGGAAAUGUACUCCGGAUUGUUGGAAAAAUACGUAAAAUUUGUACAAGGAGAAAAAGGGAGGCUUACAUUUCCAAAGCUCUUAUCUCAACUGGUGGAAUUGACCCAAAUUUGCCAGCUUCAUCAGGGCUUACCACUUAACCUGACGGAACAUCAAGUCGAUAAAAUGCACCGGCAUCUUCUAGAACUUCAAAAAAAGUCCAAUAUUUCGCCCCCACUAGUUAAUAAAACCCCCGCUGGAGAACAAAAUCAAUUUAGAGACUUGAAGAAAUAUUGUAGAAGUCAAGGAACAUGUAAAGAAAGUCCAACUUCGGCAAUUACAGUUAAUGCACCAGCAAGAAACUCGGAGGCAUUCCAAUUACUGAUUCGUACCUUUGUGAACACCACUGGGGAGUGGGGGAUUAAACCAGCUUAUUUCGGUCACGGGCCUCAAAUUGGAAUUAAGCAAGCCUUCAUGCGCCGAAUACCAGAGUUGCUCGCGUGUCCGUGGGACUGCUUGGUUCAUGAGGCUGGUGAAAGUAGUGGACCACGAGACGUGAGAUAGUCAAUUAUAAUAUUCGCGUAGACAAACAUACAUACAUACAAUAAAUACUUAAUGUUAAUACAAUUCAA